Sycon ciliatum is the source of this 2893-nucleotide messenger RNA. RefSeq names its product dual specificity protein phosphatase 16-like. Gene Ontology annotation, cellular component: cytoplasm. Gene Ontology annotation, molecular function: MAP kinase tyrosine phosphatase activity; protein tyrosine/threonine phosphatase activity; MAP kinase tyrosine/serine/threonine phosphatase activity. Lineage: Eukaryota; Metazoa; Porifera; Calcarea; Leucosolenida; Sycettidae. The record is from RefSeq and is a predicted model, not a curated record. Bases 602 to 1714 code for a protein of 370 amino acids. The transcript is spliced from 2 exons. Gene Ontology annotation, biological process: protein dephosphorylation; negative regulation of MAPK cascade.
AGGCAUACUGGCCCAGAACCCAGAUAGUGUGUGCGACGGGCAUAGGAAGCGAGUGAUCGCCACGUUGCGUACAUAAUCACUGUCUUUACCCGCGUGUAUGCUUGGUCUCGUUUCCACUUUCCUUUCUAUUUGAGUAGUCAGGAGCGCCGCCUGUUCUUGUCCAUACAGCAGGAAAGUUCGUUUUGCAGAGCGAUGUGCAACUAAAAUACCAGUAGAUAAAAUAAUUCCUAACGUGUAGCAGUAAUAGAAGCGGAGUACCACAUGGGAUCUUGCUCUUCUGAUUGUGAAGUGAGAUGCUAACCAUCUCUCCUCCCGUUCUCUGUCACUAGAAAUCUGACGGUCGCGCUAGGGACGGUCAGUUUCGAUCACAGACCACCAAGAGCCGAGAUCUAGGAGAAGGUUAGCUUUGUGCCGGCCGUAACUAGCGGCGCACUAGACUUGUUGCUUACUAGUAUUAGUAGUGUUCGGUACACGGUACAGGCAUUAACGCCGCGUCCCAUCCGGCGAAGUCAGUUCUCAUAGGAAGCGAGUGCUGUCGAUCGCACGUCCACUCGGAUAUUCCUACUUGAACGAAGUAACGAACAAGCAUUUGGUGGUGAAUAUGGCAAACCACUUUGGGAACUCGAGCCUGUUCAAAAUAUCUGAAAACCCGGCGUCGAACCCCUCAUCUCCCUUCAGCAGUCCAGGGCGGAGACAGAUACGGAGUGCCACUGUGCCAGAUGCGAGAAAGAUGCGCCAACUCUCUCAAGCACCGGAUCCAGUGCUGACUCGACCCAAGGAGAGCGUCAACAUGCUAAGCAAAACAGGCGACAGUGUCUUCAACACAGCUGUCCGCGCAGGCGUAGCAGAAGAACCGGGGCCGGUGGAGGAGAUGAAAAACCUCUCCGUAACUCAUUCACCUCGACUCCCCAUUGGAACGUCAACAACCCUGGAGGAUGGCAAGGCCAGUAGUCCCAAACUGCCAAAGAAGCCGCCCUUAUUAAAGAAAGCAUUCUCUUGUGAUGUCCUGGUGGGUGGUGGCAGCAGUAGCCUGCAGCGGCGACGUAGUGCUCGUAGCAAGGGUGCAAUGAAGGUACUGUCAGUCACUAUGGAAGAGCAGAAGCCUGUGAGAGCCACGGUCACUGUUCGGCCAAGCUACGAGCGAGAGGAUGAAACUACCAAGAUGACCGGAUCACACAUCACGAAUGGCCUUUAUGUCGGGCCUGAAACUGCGGCCUACAACAAAGAGUGGCUCCAGUCUGAGGGUAUCACCCGCAUUUUGUCCUUUGUUGAGCAAAGCGCUUCGGAUAGAAAGCCAGCAGUUGGCCAGCCAUCGGAUUACCUCCACCUGCCAUGUCAAGACAAACCAAAGGAAGACAUUUCUCGGCUGUUCGACAAAGCCCAUGAAUUUAUUGAUCUUGCCUUGAAGACCAAUCAGCGUAUCCUCAUCCACUGCCAAGCUGGAAUAUCCCGUUCUGGAACUGUAGCCAUCAGCUACCUCAUGAAGCGGUAUUUCCUGACGCUCAAAGAGGCGUACGCUUUCGCUAAGAACCGCCGUCUGAAAAUCCAGCCGAACCGAGGCUUCUUCGAGCAAUUGCAGAACUAUGAGAAUACGCUGUACGGUGCGGUUUCCAUGACCAAGGAAGAGCUCUCCUCGGGUUUGUUCUGGUGCGAAGCAGACGCGACUGAUGUCGGUGAUAUCGCAGAGCGCUGGACCCUACCCAGUGACAACUAAACAGGUACAAGCCACCAGCCGGAUUCAAACAGUGUAGCCCACGAUUGGCAAAGGUUGGUAAAGCCAGAUCUGCGCCAGACUAAGCAAUGACACGGAAAUAUACUUCUACACGUAACUUAGUUUUCCCAGCACCAAUGUAGAGGAUGCAAUACAUACUCCGUAUCCACACCUAGUUCUCCGGCACUGAUCUAGAGGAUGCAAUCGAAUGCCUGGGAUAGGUAGAAAGAAGCUAAUGGCAACUCAGUUGUAUCACUAGUGCCCGGUCAUAGCAGCCAUGAUUCGCCAAAGCUGAUCAAUACUAGUAUGCUGAGAUUUUUUACUGUUUUGUUUCUUUUUUAUUAACUGAGCCCCCCCCCCCCUAAACUUGGGUCUAUUAUUUACGACUCGCUGCAUUGAGCCGUGCUUGGUACAUUCUCAGCUUCCUGGCAUGGCUGAACACGCCAUCUACACGUACGGACUAUUUAUUACGCGUCGAGAGUCCCAAGAACCGGCACACUCCGAUGUAGCUGUGUACACAUCACUCGGUCACCGCACUCGUACAACACCCUCGUACAAUACCAUGGUGUCGCUGCUGCGAACUACGAGCUUGUACCUGUCAAUCCGCAUCCCCCACCAAGCAGCUACAAGCAUUGCCCAUGAUCACUGUCAACAAAGAACAACUCGAUUGUUCACAAUGAUCCAGGAUGGACCAUGGCUGAACACGUGGCGAAGAAGGGUGAAUGGAAGGCUGUUCGCAGCAAAGAGAUCAUGCGUGUGGUACAAGUGAGGUGACGGAGUGAUGAUGCGUAGACAAUUUUGAAAUAAAUCUCACGAGCAUUGAUUCAAAGCCAAAGGCGGUGUCUUCGACGAGCCACGUCAGAAUUGCAUCUCGACAAGCCGCACGCGCCGUGUGUUGUGCACACUCAACACACGCUCAGUACGCACUCAAUUCACAGACUGAACACACACACAGCCAUGGCAAUUUAUUUCAAUGCAGCUGAAUCAUGGUAUACUGAACUACAUGUACCUCAAUCUCUCCCUAUGUCAAGAAAAUACUCCAGCCGCAGCAAUGUAUUAGUAUACGAAGGGCCUACAUUAUCAAUGUACAUUCUUUGUUUUGUAACAUGGCUUCAAUACUGGUGUAAUUAUGUUGACGCCUCAUGCAAACUUCCAGUCAACUAACGUUACUUGCCCAGUGAA